Messenger RNA from Spodoptera litura, 2183 nucleotides. The record is from RefSeq and is a predicted model, not a curated record. NCBI's taxonomy places the organism in Eukaryota, Metazoa, Arthropoda, Insecta, Lepidoptera, Noctuidae.
GAGACCGUCAGUCAACAUGGCCGCCGGCGCUGCGCGGCCGGUCGGACCGCGCCGAGCGUAGUUAUGUCCGCGUCCGCGCCCCACGCCCACGGGCGCACCCCCGUGCGGCGCAGGGGGCACCAACACCACCCGCGGCUGAGGGGCGACCGCACACCCGCCCCUGCAGCGCCUGUAAACACAGAUCCGUCCAAACAAGUGACCUUAGACAGUCAAACAGACGAUGUUGUGCCUUGUGUCAAUAGUGUUAGUGAAUCUCAAGAAGUGACAAGGACGAAUAGUGACGAUGCACUUUCGAAACAGAAUACAAUCGAGCACUUUGCGAAUAUUGACGAUGAAAUUGAUUUCGAAAAUAGAAUUAAGGACCCCGAGUCGCUUGGUUCCUCGGACGACGAAUUUUCGUUCCGAGAAGAGCGAUCGGCGGGAGACGGAGCCGAGUUCGUUGCUACUGUCACCUCAGAUAAUAUAUCAGAUGAUGACCCUGAGACGGCAGAACUGGCGAAACUCAGGUGUACUAGUGAAUGUACAGAAGUCUUAGCUGAAAGAGAGAAUAGGCGGAGGAGAAGAUGUGCCGAUUAUCCAGGUUUAGCAUUCGGGAGUUCCAUAUUUUCCUCGGACACUAUGAUGAAAUUUUCCAUCAUAAAGAAUGAGUUGCAGAAUAUCAAGAACACUGCACUGAAAAGGGCUGAGUCCGAAGUGGCUGCCCUCAACCGACGCAUCCAACUGCUGGAGGAGGACCUCGAGAGGUCCGAGGAGCGUCUCGCCACCGCCACCGCCAAGCUCUCAGAGGCCAGCCAGGCUGCCGAUGAGUCGGAACGAAUACGGAAGGCGUUGGAGAAUCGAACCAAUAUGGAGGAUGACCGCGUCGCCAUCUUGGAGGCACAGCUGUCGCAGGCCAAGCUCAUCGCCGAAGAGUCCGACAAGAAAUACGAAGAGGUGGCGCGCAAGCUAGUGCUGAUGGAGCAGGACCUCGAGCGGGCCGAGGAGCGCGCCGAACAGAGCGACUGCAAAAUCGUCGAGCUUGAGGAGGAACUCCGUGUCGUUGGUAACAACCUGAAGUCCCUGGAAGUCUCCGAGGAGAAGGCAAUGGCGUCUCGCGAGCACGUCGAGGAUAAGAUCCACAGCCUCUCGCAGAAACUAUCGCAAGCUGAGGCGCGCGCUGAAUUUGCUGAGCGCUCCGUGCAGAAACUCCAGAAGGAGGUCGACAGGCUUGAAGAUGACCUCAUCAACGAGAUCGAGCGGUACAACGAUAUCGGCGACGACAUCGACGACUCUUUCGUGGAGCUCAUCCCCGGCGUCGACCCCAACGACCGCCAGAUGGCCGCCAUCCGCGAGGCCGCGCGCAAAGAGUACGAGCGCCUCCAUCCCAAGGAACCCACGCCGCCGCCCCCGCCCGUCGAGGAGCCCGUGCCCGAACCAGCACCCGACGCGGCUGCACCACCACCCGAGGGUGCUGCGCCCCCCGCAGAUGGAGCUCCACCCGCAGACGGUGCCGCUCCCCCCGCCGACGGCGCAGUGCCGCCAGCUGACGGUGCAGCUCCUCCUGCUGAUGGCGCAGCUCCACCCGCAGAGGGAGCUGCGCCACCCGCGGAUGGCGCUGCACCGCCUGCUGAGGGUGCUGCUCCGCCUGCUGAAGGAGCGGCUCCUCCGGCUGAGGGAGCACCUGCAGCUCCUCCCGCUGAUGGUGCCGCUCCUCCUGCUGAGGGUGCUGCUCCAGCUGCACCCCCUGCAGAAGGAGCUGCUCCACCCGCGGAAGGAGCUGCUCCAGCUGCCCCUGCGGAGGGAGCUGCACCCGCUCCACCCGCAGAGGGUGCGGCUCCGGCUGCUCCAGCAGAAGGAGCGCCCGCUGCUGCACCCCCUGCGGAGGGUGCUCCUGCCGCACCCGCGGCGGAGGGAGCACCACCUGCUGCACCCGCGGCUGAUGCGGCCGCAGCCCCGGCGCCCGCUGCAGAAGCAGCCCCCGCAGCAGCCCCGGCACCUGCUGAAGCAGCGCCAGCACCGGCGGAGGCGGCCCCCGCGGCGCCCGCAGCUGAGCCCGCCCCGGCUGCACCUGCGGCGGAGGCAGCUCCUGCUGAAGCUGCGCCGCCCUCUUAGGCUUGACGAAUCUUUGCUCGUUAUUUUCGGACUCUAUUUACUCUUCUACCGCGUUCCGGGUCGUGGUCCCGGUGUAAUUAUAGUGCGACAUC